Molecule: messenger RNA, 2147 nt
Organism: Sphaerodactylus townsendi
Lineage: Eukaryota; Metazoa; Chordata; Lepidosauria; Squamata; Sphaerodactylidae
Product: zinc finger protein 383-like
Exons: 7
Coding region: 70-1746 (558 amino acids)
Biological process (GO): negative regulation of transcription by RNA polymerase II
Molecular function (GO): DNA-binding transcription repressor activity, RNA polymerase II-specific
Source: RefSeq, a predicted model, not a curated record
GAAGGUUUCCUCCUGAGUCAGGCAGAGGAGAAGAGGCAGGCAGAACAGAGGUUGGGUCUAUCAGUGAAGAUGGAAGCUAAGAUGGAAAGAGCUCUGUUGGAGGAGGGGCAGCUGGGCCAGGCCCAGGAAUGUGCCCAAAAUGCCCUCUCACACGGCAGUGAAGAAGCAGUGCUGAUCUGUUCUGUUCCUGGAGGUGUGAAAACAGCUACUGCACCUCCAGUCCAGUCUCUGGUUUCUUUUGAGGAGGUGGCCCUGUAUUUCACAGAGGCAGAGUGGGCACUGCUAGAUCCAGACCAAAGAGCUCUUUAUGAAGACGUCAUGCUGGUGAAUUAUGGGAGCGUGGCUUCUCUGGCAGCACAUGUUCAGGAGAUGGUUGGAGGAAACCAGGGGUUCUCUGUGGAAAAAGACAAGGAUGAUGUUUCUGAAGGAAAGGUUGAGGACAGAGACCAACCACCAAGGCAGGAGGGAAGCCAUUUGGACAAGACAGCAGAUAAGCCCAUUCUGUCCCACGGAGGAUGCUUCUGUGGAAGUCCAGUCCCAGAAGAAAGAUCAACCAAAACAAGAACAAAUGAAUGUCUUCGUGCUAAUCAGAGAAUCUGCUCCAGAGAAAACAAAAAUGAAAAUCUGGCCUUUGGAAAGACUUUUACAGGGGAUGAGCAGUGGAAUGAGGGUGAUAGGACAUUGCUAAAUAAAGUCCAGAACGAUGAUUUGGAAGGAAUCUUCAGGAAUCAAGGUGGACCUAAUCAGCAGACAGGAAGUCACAUGACUGAAAACAGGGAUGAGCCUAUUUCAUGCCAAGGGCAGGCUUUCAAUGAACUAAUGCAAACAGCAGAGGCACAUAAAUACUUGGAAUGUGGGAUGUCCUUUUCAGAUCUUUCUCAAAAUGACUGUGGAACACAUUCAGGAGAGAAUCCAUUAAUUUACAUAGGGAAUGGAAAGGACUUCUCUGGUGUAAGAAAGAGUAACGUACAUCUUCCAAAGCAAAAAAUAAUAAGGGCACGUAAAUGUUUUUGGUGUGGAAAGUUCUUCAGUUGCAGAUCAAAACUCUUACUGCAUCAAAGAACUCACACAAACGAGAAACCUUUUGAAUGUUCAGAGUGUGGAAAGAGAUUCAGUCGGAGAAACGUUCUUCAACGCCAUCAAAGAACUCACACAAAGGACAGACCUUUUGAAUGUUCAGAGUGUGGAAAGAGAUUCAGUCAGAGAAACGAUCUUCAACGCCAUCAAAGAACUCACACAAAGGAGAGACCUUUUGAAUGCUCAGAGUGUGGAAAGGGAUUCAGUCAGAGAAGCCAUCUUCAAAAGCAUCAAAGAACUCACACAAGACCUUUUGAAUGCUUAGAGUGUGGAAAGAGAUUCAGUCAGAGAAACGAUCUUCAAUGCCAUCAAAGUAGUCACACAGAGAAACCUUUUGAAUGCUCACUGUGUGGAAAGCGUUUCAAUCAGAGAAGCCAUCUUCAAAAGCAUCAAAGAACUCACACAAAUGAGAGACCUUUUGAAUGCUCAGAGUGUGGAAAGAGAUUCCGUCUGAGACACGAUCUUCAACGCCAUCAAAGAACUCAUACAAACGAGAGACCUUUUGAAUGCCUAGAGUGUGGAAAGAGAUUCAGUCGCAGUAGCACUCUUCAAGACCACCAAAAAACUGACACAAAAGAGAGAUCUUUUGAAUGCUCAGAGUGUGGAAAGAGCCUCCCGGCUUCCCACCCUCAGCUUAUACCCGAGUCAAUAAGUUUUCUCAGGUUUUAGCAGUGAAAUUAGGUGCCUCGGCUUAUACACGGGUUGGCUUAUACACGAGUAUAUAUGGUACAUUUAUUGUCUGAACUAGCCAGAUCCUUAUAAGCAACAGACUUUAUGAUCCUAGCAGAAGUAUGUCCAGCUCCUCCACCCCACUACUCACACAGGACACAGAAUUCCCAGAAAAGGAGGAGGUAGGAGGGGGGAGAGAAGGAGGAGGAAAGCAAAGGCCACUUCACCCAAACAGAUACUUUCCAAAAGGGAGAUAAUCUUCUUCAUUUGAUAACUCUCUUUCUCAGACCAAAAGAAGAAGAGUUUGGAUUUACAUCCUCACUUUUUCUCCUGUAAGAACUCUCAAAAGGGGUUUACAAUCACCUUCCCCACUCCACAACAACCACCCUUUGAGGUGGGUG